CCAAAACUAAAGUAGAUUUCUUAGAAAUCAACAAACUUAACAAAUCAGAUCAUUAUGAUGUUAUUUAUAAAAGUUAUUACUUUUACAGUUACUUUAAUGUAUAUCUUAAAGCAGCUGCUAUCAAUAACCAAAUAGAUAAUCUUUAUUUUUACUAA
Cetraspora pellucida is the source of this 155-nucleotide messenger RNA. Lineage: Eukaryota; Fungi; Glomeromycota; Glomeromycetes; Diversisporales; Gigasporaceae. The record is from the annotation of a GenBank genome assembly.